This is a messenger RNA of Venustampulla echinocandica, 1335 nucleotides long. RefSeq names its product Protein rds1. The record is from RefSeq and is a predicted model, not a curated record. Lineage: Eukaryota; Fungi; Ascomycota; Leotiomycetes; Helotiales; Pleuroascaceae. The transcript has 2 exons. The coding region runs from base 1 to 1335 and encodes 444 amino acids.
AUGUUGCUCAACAUCAGGUAUCUCGCCUUCUUUGGGGUGGCGGUCGCGAUUCCAGACGAGAGGGUAAGGCAAGCUUCUGCGAGUUCGAGCCGUUCGAGUUCCAUCAGCAGUAUUCUCAGCUCCUUUUCAAGCGCGUCGUCGUCUUCAGCAUCGGCGUCAGCGUCGGCUUCGACGUCGACGUCAACUACAUCAAAUUCAACAGCAUCAAAUCCUCAAGGAGCAAUCAACACGACCAUCCUAGCACCAAGCAUUUCUCAUCUGCCACCUGGCCCGAAUGCAACCUCGUACCCGUCUGAUGGGAAACUUCACGCCCCUGAACCAGCACCAUAUACCCCAGCAGGCGGCCUGGGCACGAAUGGCAGUGAGCCGGUCUAUGUUCCACAGUCGGAUUUUGACUUCGAGUCAUUGGCGCUAGUCCUUUAUCAAGAAUACAUAGAGCUGGAUCUCUUCCGCAGUGCGUUGAAACGAUUUAGCGUCCAGGAAUUCGAGGCGGAGGGAAUAAACUCAGAGUAUCGUGAACUCAUACGGUUCAUGAGUGAUCAGGAAGUUGGCCAUGCCACGAUGGUCGCAAAUAUACUAGGGCCCAAGGCUCCCCAGCCCUGUAAUUACAGUUAUCCAUUCACCACUGUCGGCAGCUUCAUCGAUUACAGCCAGAAAAGCACUCGAUAUGGAGAGUCAGGUGUUCUUGGCUUCCUCGCUCACUUGAACUCUCGACCAGCAGCAAGUCUACUAUCGCAGUCCAUCACGACGGAAUCCCGACAACAGGCCAUAUUCCGUCAAUUCAAGGGUUUAUUCCCGAUGCCUAUUUACUUCGUCCCUGGAAUCCCGCAAUCCUGGCACUGGACUCUCUUGGCCCCAAGCAUCUCCAGCUGCCCCUCCAACCAAACACGACUAAUUUGGCAAAAUUUCCCCGCCCUUACGAUCGGCAACAAUCCAAACAGCAGCAAUAGCGGUGGAGUGUUCAAUACGCCUGCUAUCUCACAUAACCUCAGCAACCCCUUGACUUAUCCAGGACGUGAAGUCCAGCUCUCCUGGGAACUUCCGGGGAAACCAGUGGGACCUGACAAGUCCUACAUUACCAACACGACUGCUGGUGCGCCUAAAUUUGUUGCUUGGGUGUCGUCAUUGAAUGUGACUUACUCGCCGUUGAAAACGAUCAACAAUACUUCCGGAACGACGAUCCAGCCCAACACAACAACUUUAGGCGGCGCUCCUGCUAUUAAUGGCACGAUGUUCAUCGCGGUUACGGAUACAGAUCUAGUUGUUACGCCGUUCAAUCUCAGUAUGAUCAAUCCACAUGUAGUUGCUGGGCCGGCAUUGUACCAAGCUGGAUGA